CCCUUUCCCUUGACACCUGUUCGUCAAAAAAGAAAGGAGAGGAAGAGAGAAAGAUAGAGAAAAAAAGUUAUCAGGAACUUUUUUCUUUAGGAUAAAGACUACAGCGAAACUACUGACUGGAUCGUAACAUGCACAGAUGCGGCACGUGGGGAGGAAGAACUGAGAGAAAUUGACGACUGGCAACCCGUCUUGCCUUACUGCUGGUUCUGGCCUUCAGCGAGGGAGACGCUCACCUACCUGCCUUCAGACACGCAAUCAAGCACCUGAUUUUGCCUCAAAACAGCAGUCUAGUCAAAAUAAUCUUUAUGUGGUGUGUGUAACGUAACAUAUGGUUUCCUUUUGGACAAUGUACAGAACUAUGUUUUGCUUUAGAAACCUUGCAUUUGUGUUCUCUUCGUUUCUGAUUUGGUGGAUGGACAGUUCACUGGUCUAACGGAAGGAGUGGGUGCAUGGAGGCAUAAUAUCUGUGAUCGGCUGUGAUAUUUCCUGAAACAUAAAUACUUUGAACACUAUAUGUCGAUGGUGUCCAAGAAGAAGAAAAAAGUCUUCAUGAACACCGUAUCGCCAAUCCCAGUUUGUCUGUGGUUAUAAUGGCUCAUGAAAAUACUACUUGAAGACAAAAAAGAAGAAAACACCUUUUGAUAUUUCUUUGUAGAUCUUUACGUUGUACAAGAGACACGACACAAGGGAAUCGGGAGUGUGUUUUUCUUCUUUUCUUUAAGUGCUCUGGUGUCUGUAAGAUCUUUUUCUUUCUUGUUUCUUAAUUUUCAGUUUUUUUUUUAUAUAUACUUGCCUUGUUUUCAGUUAGAUCAAUGGCCAUUUCUUAGGCACUGGUUUUGGUUGGCAUCCCUUCCUUGCAAUAAUAACAUGUACAGAAACAACAGACGGCUGUUUUCAUCUUUAGUUCAUCCAAGACGCCAUUAGUUUGUUUGUGUGGUUGAAAAAGAAGAGAAAAAAAAUGCUUUGAGCCUCACUUAACCAUACGGAUUCUCACGCAUGCAAAUCCCUAUAAAACAGAAAAGGAGCCAAAAAAACAAAAACAAAACAAAAACAAAAAGACCUCCUUCCCCCUCGGAAAAAUAAACAAACAAAAACAAAUAUAAAGGUAAGAAAAUAAACCAAACUCUAAAACAAAGAAAAAAAAACACAGAAAGAAAAAAAGACAGAACAAACCAAUAGAAAAAAAAUAUACAUAUAGUUAGAAAAUAGAUAAAUAGAUAACGAGACGAGAGACCAGCGAGCACAGCAUCAGCCACGCACUUCCCAGCAUCAUCCUCAAGCAGCAUCAAGAUGAGUGAGGCAGACGAGAUGGACUUCGAGAUGGAGGCCAACAGGGAGGCUGGGAUGGAAGAUCUGGAGGAUAAUACAGGAAUCGAUCCUUUCCUGGAUUUCUUGCCCAAUUACAUCCUCUGCAACCAGUCCAAUUUUACGAACCUUCCACUUUGCAACAACAAGACUCUGGAGGACGAGACGCUGUUCGAAUAUGGCUUCAUCGUCGCCAUUGUCGUCCCGAUCAUCUUCGGGAUAAUCUUCCUCGUAGGUCUGUUCGGCAACACCCUCGUCGUCAUCGUCAUCAUCAUCAACAGACAGAUGAGAUCCACUACGAAUUAUCUUAUCUUUAGCCUAGCAGCGGCGGACCUCCUCUUCAUCGUCUUCUGCGUUCCCUUCACGGCUUCAGACUACAUGCUGAAGUCGUGGCCAUUUGGGCGAGUGUGGUGCCAGACGGUGCAGUAUCUCACCUACGUUACAGCGUAUGCGUCGGUCUACACGUUGUUACUCCUGAGCUUUGAUAGGUUCCUCGCUGUGGUCCAUCCGAUAGCUGCCUUGACAAUUCGCACGGAGCGGAACGCGCUGUACGCCAUCGCGGGCAGUUGGAUCCUGAUCCUGGGCUCGUGCAUCCCCGUGUACAGAUGCCACGGCACGAAAAGGAUCAAUUUCGACGACGAGAUCCUGAUCACGUGCAGCUUCCUGAACGAGGAGUAUAAUCAUAUGGCUUUCCACAUCGCCUUCAUCACCAGCAUGUACUUCCUGCCGCUGACGGUGAUCGUGGUUCUGUACCUGCUGAUCCUGAACCGGCUGUGGUUCGGCAUGCAGCCCGGGGGGAAUCGCAGCGCCGAGAGUAUUAGGGGCAAGAAGAGAGUGACCCGGAUGGUGGUCAUCGUGGUCGUCACUUUCAUUGUCUGCUGGUUCCCCAUCCAGCUGGUGCUGUUGCUCAAGUCCCUGGGGAUGUACCAGAUGACAACCUUCCAGAUCAUCAUGCAGAUUGCGGCUCAGGUCCUAGCCUACAUCAACUCCUGUGUCAACCCAAUCUUAUACGCCUUUCUCUCUGAUCCUUUCAGAAAAGCCUUCCGGAAGGUGAUAUCCUGCGGCCCGCAGCGCCGAGCGGCGAUCAAUGGCCGGACGGACUUCGAAAGGUCGAUGGAGACGCGGCCCCUGCGCCCGAGUCCCAACGCCAUCCCCAUGACCAACAUGGCGUCCAGCGACCAGCUGUUGACUCCCUCGUCCGCCAUCCUUCGCCACGAGACGACCAACACGACGACCACCAGCUUCACGAACGGCGCCGCGCGCGAGGACGGCGGCGCCAAGAGGACCCAGUCGCACGAGAAGCUCCUGAACCAGCUGGCGGUCAACAGCCCCGCGCAAGACUACGGGGGCGUGGGGGGCGGAGGCCAGGGCGAACACAACAGCCUCGAGGGGGGGCAUCCCGAGUGACUUCCUUACGAGCGAAAGCCUUUCAAAAGAAAAAAAAUGUUUCCUCGUUUUUCGUUUAUAUUUGUUUUUCAACAACCUCGAAAAAGGACUUCUCAAGUGUCAUCUUUACGAAAAAAAAGUGUUCUCCCGUUUUUCGAUUAUUGUUUUUCUUUGAGACAUUGCGUGUUUUAAACGCAGGGUCGAGAAACGACGAAGAAACGUACCAAGAAUAACUAAAUAUAAUAACGAAGUGAGUUAUCCACAAAAAGCUUAUGGCUCCAAAAGUGUAUGGUUACAAAUAAAUGUUAUCUUAUUAUCUUUAUUGUAAUUAAAAUAUCAGAAAUAUGAACUAGGCAUAUACACACAUAUAUACAUAUAAAUAUAUGAAUAUAUAUAUUUUUGUAAAUAAGCAAACUUAACAUAUAUUUAUUAAGAUACAUAAGAUGUUUACAUUAUAGAAUUGCAUAUUAAACGCAAAUAUUAUGUAACUGGGUUUCCAAUGGCGAUUUGUUUUUUAUCAUGAAUCAUUGGGUCCAUAAUGUUUCUUUAUAUCCGACUCUAUCAAUCUUCCUAAGACUUUUAUCGUAAAUAUUAAUCCAAUUACGAGAUUGUUCGAUGGGAAUGUCAGCUGAGGCGACGCACAACAUUUCAGCAGCGGCGAAAGAUCCCCUUCAGUCGCACUCCUUCAGUUGGUUCUACUUGCACCUUUUUCUAAGACUGCCGUUGGUGGGUGUCACGCCGCCGGAAGCUGAUC
This is a messenger RNA of Penaeus chinensis, 3445 nucleotides long. Its product is annotated as allatostatin-A receptor-like. The record is from RefSeq and is a predicted model, not a curated record. Gene Ontology annotation, molecular function: G protein-coupled receptor activity. Gene Ontology annotation, biological process: G protein-coupled receptor signaling pathway. Gene Ontology annotation, cellular component: membrane. NCBI's taxonomy places the organism in Eukaryota, Metazoa, Arthropoda, Malacostraca, Decapoda, Penaeidae. The transcript has 9 exons. Bases 1291 to 2712 code for a protein of 473 amino acids.